Messenger RNA from Adelges cooleyi (spruce gall adelgid), 1017 nucleotides. RefSeq names its product sperm-associated antigen 6-like. The transcript has 7 exons. The coding region runs from base 1 to 1017 and encodes 338 amino acids. Gene Ontology annotation, biological process: cilium movement. Gene Ontology annotation, cellular component: microtubule cytoskeleton. The record is from RefSeq and is a predicted model, not a curated record. Gene Ontology annotation, molecular function: microtubule binding. NCBI's taxonomy places the organism in Eukaryota, Metazoa, Arthropoda, Insecta, Hemiptera, Adelgidae.
AUGAUCGGCCACAGUGAAUCGUGUGCCAUGGAAGUUUUAAGCUCUUCCGUCACGUUAGGGCGCGUUUUCGAUUGCGUCGCUAAAGAAAACCCGACCACAUUGAAAAUUGCUUCGUUAGCCGCUCUAGACCGAAUCGCCAAACACAACGCGGACUUGGCCCAAACGAUCGUGACCGCUUCUGAGCUACCGUACAUUGUAUGCCUGUUGUCGUCGACCCAUACGAACAUUAAAGUUCAGAGAGGAGCGUUGGCUCUCAUCAGGGAUAUCGUCAGACACUGUUUGAGCUUGUCGGAGAACGCGAUCGAAGCAGACUUGUUUCCUACGAUAUUGGUGUUGAUGGGUAGUCCGGACGAGUUGGUUCGCAACGAAGCUGCAAAAGUUGUCGGUGAAAUGGUUAAACAAAGCGUUCAAAUUUCCCAAUUGGUAGUCAACGCUGGAGGAAUAGCCGCCCUGAUGAACGUUAUUAAGCUCAGUAAAGAACAUUGCUGUCUUCCGGCCGUGAUAGCUAUUGGUUAUAUCGCUAUCUCGUCACCUUUGCUCGCUUCUGUCAUCAUUCAGUCAGACGUGUUGCUUCCGCUCAACGGUAUUUUAGAAAACGACGACGACGAAUUCCUCAAAGCCGGUGUGAUAUGGGCGCUAGGACUGAUAGGCAAACACAGUUGUGAACAUUCAAGAGCAGUAUGCACCACGGGCAACGUGGUUUGCAUCAUGACAGAAAUUUUACCAACGAACGCUAAGGCGAGACGAAGUUUUAUUCUAGACGGUCAUCUUAAAAGAAUCCAGCAAUAUAGUCCAGCUCCUGAUACGGAAAUGUACAAAAUACUGCAAGGAAUAAAUUGCUGUUUCCCAGAAGACAUUGUACAAAGAGCUACUGGAGAUUUCCCUGAAUCGGUAAUGCAAACCGUAGACAAGUAUCAACCGAAGAGCAAUUGCGUGUUUUAUAGUCGUCAUCCGAAAAGUAAUGAACUUAAUAAUUCUGACAAUUCGUCUCAUGAAGAGGAAGCAACAUUUGAAUAA